Molecule: messenger RNA, 1637 nt
Organism: Thecamonas trahens ATCC 50062
Lineage: Eukaryota; Apusomonadida; Apusomonadidae
Product: T-complex protein 1 subunit delta
Exons: 2
Coding region: 17-1618 (533 amino acids)
Biological process (GO): protein folding
Cellular component (GO): chaperonin-containing T-complex
Molecular function (GO): ATP binding; ATP-dependent protein folding chaperone; ATP hydrolysis activity
Source: RefSeq, a predicted model, not a curated record
CACCAACCAAACACAAAUGUCGGCAGCUGCGUCGUCGUCCAAGUCCAGCGGGAACAUGAACUUCCAGGAGAAGGACCGCGAGAACGACGUCCGCGUCUCGAACAUUGUUGCGGCCAAGGCUGUGGCGGAUGCGGUGCGGACCUCGCUCGGCCCGCGUGGCGCCGACAAGAUGCUUGUCGACGGCAAGGGCGACGUGACCAUCUCGAACGACGGCGCGACGAUCAUGUCCAAGAUGGCAGUCGUCCACCCGGUGGCCAAGAUGCUUGUGGAGCUCUCGCGCGCGCAGGACGUCGAGGCUGGUGACGGCACGACGUCUGUUGUGGUUCUGGCCGGCUCGCUCCUCGCCAAGUCGCUCGAGCUCCUCGAGAAGGGUGUGCACCCGACCGUCAUUGCCGAGGGUUACCAGCAGUCGCUCGACUACGCGCUCGACGUGCUCCGCGGUAUGGCGCUGCCGUUGACGCUCGACGACCGCGAGUCGCUGCUGAAGGCCGCCUCGACCUCGCUCAACUCCAAGAUUGUCUCGCAGUACUCGUCGCUCCUUGCCCCGAUUGCCGUCGACGCCGUGCUCAAGGUCAUCAACCCGGAGCUCGACAACAACGUCGACCUCAACGAGAUCAAGGUCGUGACCAAGCUCGGCGGCACCGUCGACGACACCGAGCUCGUCGAGGGCCUUGUCUUCACCAAGCUCAAGAUCCGCGCCAAGGCCGGCGGCCCGCAGAAGGUCACCAACGCCAAGAUUGGCCUCAUCCAGUUCCAGCUCUCGCCGCCCAAGACCGACAUGGAGAACCACAUCAUUGUCUCGUCGCACGUGCAGAUGGACCGCAUCAUUGCCCAGGAGCGCAAGGAUGUGCUCAAGAAGGUCAAGGCCAUCAAGAAGUCUGGCUGCAACGUCCUCCUCAUUCAGAAGUCCAUCCUCCGCGACGCCGUCUCGGACCUCGCCCUCCACUACCUGUCCAAGAUGAAGAUCCUGGUCGUCACCGACGUCGAGCGUGCCGACGUCGAGUUUAUCUGCGACACCGUCGGCUGCUCGCCCAUCUCGCACAUCGACCACAUGUCCGCCGAGAAGCUCGGUACCGCCGGCACCGUCGAGUCGCUCGGCACUGGCGCCAACCGCUACAUCAAGAUCACCGACGUGCCUAACCCGGGCAAGACCGUCACCAUCCUCUGCCGCGGCUCCAACAAGCUCAUGCUUGCCGAGGCCGAGCGUUCCAUCCACGACGCCCUCUGCGUCAUCCGCUCGCUCGUCAAGGAGCGCUUCCUUGUCGCCGGCGGCGGUGCUCCCGAGAUGGAGGUCUCGCAGGCCCUCGACAAGCACUCGCGCACCAUCCCGGGCGUCAAGUCGUACUGCAUGCGCGCCUUUGCUGAGGCCAUGGAGAUCAUCCCUUACACCCUUGCCGAGAACGCCGGCCUCUCGCCCAUCAAGAUCGUCACCGAGCUCCGCAACCAGCAUGCCGAGGGCAACGCCCAGGCUGGCAUCAACGUCCGCCGCGGCUCCAUCACCAACAUGGUCGACGACGCCGUCAUCCAGCCGCUCCUCGUCUCCGUCUCGGCCCUCAAGCUUGCCGUCGAGUGCGCCCGCGGCAUCUGCAAGAUUGACGAGAUCGUCUCCUCCAAGUGAACCCACUCCAUUAUCCCUC